GGACCCGGAGGUCGCGGAGAGCUGGGCAGUGUUGGCCGCUGGCGGAGCGCUGGGGCAGCAUGAAGUGCCUGGUCACGGGCGGCAACGUGAAGGCUCUCCCUCCGGACGGUGAACUCCUCCCGCUCUGCCUAUGCCUGCUUUCUCUUUGCCCCGCUCUUCUUCCAGCAAUACCAGGCAGCCACCCCUGGUCAGGACCUGCUGCGCUGUAAGAUCCUGAUGAAGGUGAGGCCCUUCCCUCAGCAGUGGCACUACUCCACCCCAGGAAUCUCCACCAGCUGUGCCUCUGCCCUGGGGUACUCAGUAGAUGCUAAGUGGGGAGAGAGACACGUGCAAGCCCAAUCCAUGCAAAACACAGGGAGGGCCAUGGUAAAAGCAUCACAGCGGGGACCUGAGAGGGUGGUGACGCUCAAGUUCGUCAAGAAAGGUAAGCACGUCUUUUGGCCGGGCGCGGUGGCUCACGCCUGUAAUCCCAGCACUUUGGGAGGCCGAGGCAGGCGGAUCACGAGGUCAGGAGUUCGAGACCAGCCUGGCCAACAUGGCGAAACCCCGUCUCUACUAAAAAUACAAAAAUUAGCUGGGCGUGGUGGCACGCGCCUGUAAUCCCAGCUACUCGGGAGGCUGAGGCAGGAGAAUUGCUUGAAUCCGGGAGGUGGAGGUUGCAGUGAGCUGAGAUCGCACCACUGCACUCCAGCCUGGGUGACAGAGCGAGACUCCAUCUCAAAAAAAAAAAAAAAAAAGGUAAGCAGGUCUUUCAAGGCAUUCCAAGCAUAAGGAAGAGCAUGAAUGAGGCCUAGAAGGAUGCCAGUGCCCGAGGUGACGUGGGAGCCCUUUUCCCAGAGUUACAUGCUGGGCCCAUGAUGGGUGUGGGCCUGCAUGGGACAGGAGAGCUUGUUGCAGAGAUGUGAUGCUAGGCUGAGGUGUCUUAUCCCAUGCAGUCUUUCCUGUCUGUCUUCCGCUCACUGGCGAUGCUGGAGAAGACGGUGGAAAAAUGCUGCAUCUCCCUGAAUGGCCGGAGCAGCCGCCUGGUGGUCCAGCUGCAUUGCAAGUUCGGGGUGCGGAAGACUCACAACCUGUCCUUCCAGGACUGUGAGUCCCUGCAGGCCGUCUUCGACCCAGCCUCGUGCCCCCACAUGCUCCGCGCCCCAGCACGGGUUCUGGGGGAGGCUGUUCUGCCCUUCUCUCCUGCACUGGCUGAAGUGACGCUGGGCAUUGGCCGUGGCCGCAGGGUCAUCCUGCGCAGCUACCACGAGGAGGAGGCAGACAGCACUGCCAAAGCCAUGGUGACUGAGAUGUGCCUUGGAGAGGAGGAUUUCCAGCAGCUGCAGGCCCAGGAAGGGGUGGCCAUCACUUUCUGCCUCAAGGAAUUCCGGGGGCUCCUGAGCUUUGCAGAGUCAGCAAACUUGAAUCUUAGCAUUCAUUUUGAUGCUCCAGGCAGGCCCGCCAUCUUCACCAUCAAGGACUCUUUGCUGGACGGCCACUUUGUCUUGGCCACACUCUCAGACACCGACUCGCACUCCCAGGACCUGGGCUCCCCAGAGCGUCACCAGCCAGUGCCUCAGCUCCAGGCUCACAGCACACCCCACCCGGACGACUUUGCCAAUGACGACAUUGACUCUUACAUGAUCGCCAUGGAAACCACUAUAGGCAAUGAGGGCUCGCGGGUGCUGCCCUCCAUUUCCCUUUCACCUGGCCCCCAGCCCCCCAAGAGCCCCGGUCCCCACUCCGAGGAGGAAGAUGAGGCUGAGCCCAGUACAGUGCCUGGGACUCCCCCACCCAAGAAGUUCCGCUCACUGUUCUUCGGCUCCAUCCUGGCCCCUGUACGCUCCCCCCAGGGCCCCAGCCCUGUGCUGGCGGAAGACAGUGAGGGUGAAGGCUGAACCAAGAACCUGAAGCCUGUACCCAGAGGCCUUGGACUAGACGAAGCCCCAGCCAGUGGCAGAACUGGGUCUCUCAGCCCUGGGGAUCAGAAAGGUGGGCUUGCUGGAGCUGAGCUGUUUCACUGCCUCUCGCAGGCCCCAGCUGGCUGUCACUGUAAAGCUGUCCCACAGCGGUCGGGCCUGGGCCGUUAUCUCCCCACAACCCCCAGCCAAUCAGGACUUUCCAGACUUGGCCCUGAACUACUGACGUUCCUACCUCUUAUUUCUCAUUGAGCCUCAGGCUAUACUCCAGCUGGCCAAGGCUGGAAACCUGUCUCCCUCAGGCUCACCUUCCUAAGGAAAAUGUCAUAGUAGGUGCUGCUGGCCCCUGGUGAUCCAGCUUCUCUGCCAAUCAUGACCUGUUCCUUCCUGAAGUCCUGGGCAUGCAUCUGGGACCCCCGUGGAGCUGACAAGUUUUCCUUGCUUUCCUGAUACUCUUUGGCGCUGACUUGGAAUUCUAAGAGCCUUGGACCCGAGUGUGUGGCUAGGGUUGCCCUGGCUGGGGCCCGGUGCCGAGACUCCCAAGCGGCUCUGUGCAGAAGAGCUGCCAGGCAGUGUCUUAGAUGUGAGACGGAGGCCAUGGCGAGAAUCCAGCUUUGACCUUUAUUCAAGAGACCAGAUGGGUUGCCCCAGGAUCCGGCUGCCAGCCCUGAGGCCAAGCACGGCUGGAGACCCACGACCUGGCCUGCCGUUGCCCUGAGCUGCAGCCUCGGCCCCAGGAUCCUGCUCACAGUCACCGCAGGUGCAGGCAGGAAGCAGCCCUGGGGGACUGGACGCUGCUAUUGAUUCAUUAAAAAAAGAAAAGAAAAAUACA
Homo sapiens (human) is the source of this 2730-nucleotide messenger RNA. RefSeq names its product RAD9 checkpoint clamp component A (gene RAD9A). Gene Ontology annotation, cellular component: nucleus; checkpoint clamp complex; cytoplasm. Gene Ontology annotation, molecular function: double-stranded DNA 3'-5' DNA exonuclease activity. The record is from RefSeq and is a predicted model, not a curated record. Lineage: Eukaryota; Metazoa; Chordata; Mammalia; Primates; Hominidae. Gene Ontology annotation, biological process: DNA damage checkpoint signaling; DNA repair. The coding region runs from base 930 to 1877 and encodes 315 amino acids. The transcript is spliced from 9 exons.